Molecule: messenger RNA, 1392 nt
Organism: Mangifera indica (mango)
Lineage: Eukaryota; Viridiplantae; Streptophyta; Magnoliopsida; Sapindales; Anacardiaceae
Product: protein SICKLE
Exons: 3
Coding region: 167-1195 (342 amino acids)
Biological process (GO): miRNA processing; mRNA splicing, via spliceosome
Source: RefSeq, a predicted model, not a curated record
GUAUUAAUCAAAACAGCGCCGUUAAUGUCAAAAAGGUGCCUUGGCCUUCAUUUCUCUCUCUCGCUUGCGUUUCUCUUGUGAAACUGAAUCGGAAAUUUGAAAUUUCAAGCGAAAUACAAAAGAAGCUGAUUUUCACGUGAUAUUCUGUCUUCUACUUUCGGAGGUUAUGGAGGAAUCAGAGAAAAGAAGGGAAAGAUUGAGAGCAUUGCGUGUGGAAGCUGAACAAGCCGAAGUUUGUAGUAAUGUUGAGACUUUUUCAGUGCCUGACUCCCUUUCUAAUCCACUGCUUGAGAAGUCUGCAAGGCAACCAGCACAGAGGGAGUCUUAUGCGACUCCAAGGUUUGAUUUUUACACUGACCCUAUGGCAGCAUUCUCUGGUAACAAGAAGAGGGGUCAGCUGGAUAACCAGAUUGUACAAGAUUACUUAACACCUCCUAGUUUUAGUGCUUCUGCGAUGGCACGACCUCCAUCAUUCCUUCCAGGACCAAGAAACCCUGAGAUGAGACCCUCGCCUGCUCAUCAAUUUCAAAGUAAUUCUUCAUUUGAUCAGAGAAUGUAUGAAGCACAAGGUCCUUAUAACACUGCUGGCGGCUAUGGAAGCCCGAGGGGAAUGGCAAAUUCCAUAACUGUGCAACAAGGAACUCCUGAAGCCUGGAAUGGUUCUGGAGGCACAGCCAUGUAUAGUUCUCCAUCUAGUGCAUCAAGAGGUGGUCAGCCAUUCAGCCCUGGCUUUCGACCUGUAAGAAGUCCUAAUUUUUAUUAUGGUCAAGGAAGGCCACAGUGGUAUGGUCGUGGUCCAAACCCUGGUUCAGGGCGUGGAGGCAGUCUUGGUCCAAGUUCAGGCAGAGGUAGGGGCCAAUGGAAUGGCAGCAGCACAAACUCCAGUUUUGGCCAGAGUGGUGGAAGGGGGCAAGGUUUUCAUUCUCGUGGCUCAGGACCAGAAGGAAGACAGGGGCCACAGAUCUUCUACCACAAGUCCAUGGAUGAAGACCCCUGGCAGCAACUGCAACCCCUUUUAUGGAAGAGUAGAAGUGUGAAAAGCCCUGGCUCUUCAAGUUCCUGGCUUCCAAAAUCCAUUAGCAUGAAAAAGCCUAGAGUUUCAGAAGCUUCCAUCAAAUCUAGUUCGCAGCAGAGCCUUGCAGAAUACCUGGCUGCCUCAUUUAAUGAAACUGUUAAUGAUUCAUCGAGCACAUGACAAUUUCCCAGAGUUUGAUGAAGCAAAUCUUUAUAUAAUGAUGGAUAAAGGAUAUCAUAAAAGUCGGACAUACCUUCAUUUGAUAACUAUGUGUAUGCUGUGCUUCUUUUUUCCCAAUUCUUAGAUCACUUGAUGCCCAAAUGCACAUUAGAAGUUUUGUACAUUAUCUUGUUUUCAAUGGCAUACCAUUUUAGUAA